AUAAAGUUUAACCAGUUUGAAUCGAUCUCCUUGCCGCUGUGAAGAAAAAUAAAAACAAAGAUGGAGACCGGAGGUUUGGGAGGAGAUGUUUACGUGACAAGGAGGGUAGGAAUAAGCAAUGUAUUGUAUUAAAUAGCACACAUCAUAUUAUUUUAUAGUAUUUGCAGUUUAUUUGAAUUUAAUUUAUACAAAAUGGAAUCUGAGGUGUUUCCUGACGAGGCAAUCGAAAGGAAGGAGGUCUGUAUUGUGGGAUCUGAGCUCGUCGUAGAAAACUACACGGUUUAUAUAAUAGAGGUGAAAGUUGGAAACCACAAGUGGACUGUCAAGCACCGCUACAGUGAUUUUCAUGAUCUGCAUGAAAAGCUCACUGCGGAGAAGUUGAUCGACAAGAACCUGCUUCCACCAAAGAAAAUCAUUGGUAAAAACUCCAAAAGCCUAGUGGAAAAGAGACAAAAGGAACUCGAAGUAUAUCUGCAAACUCUGCUGGCCAAAUUCCCUCUGGCUGCACCCAAAGUCUUGUCUUGUUUUCUGAAUUUUCAUCUAUAUGAAAUAAAUGGAAUUACAGCAGCACUGGCUGAAGAUCUGUUUAAUAAAGGAGAGCAACUUCUUGUGGCUGGACAGGUAUUCUGUCUCCGGCCUUUGCAGUUAUAUGCUAUCACCCAGCUGCUCCGACUUGCCAAACCCACCUGUGCUAAUGGGGAUGCCAAGGCAGACCUGGGGCACAUUCUAGAUUUUACCUGUAGGCUCAAAUAUUUGAAGGUCAGUGGCACCUCUCAAGGUUCUGUGGGCAGCAGCAAUAUCCAGGAGCAUCUUCUCCCAUUUGACUUAUCAGUAUUCAAGUCACUUCUUCAGAUAGAGAUUAGUCACUGCGAAGCAAAACAGAUAAAAGGACUUCCUUCUUUAAAGCCGACCUUGGCUACAAUGGGAGUGUGCUAUUCAGCAUCAUCAAUGAAGGAUAUACUGGUACCAGAAUCCUUGGAAUUUGAUCACUGGAUAGUGGAGGGAGUGUCAUCAGACUGUCCAGUCGCAGCAGUUAUUCCGACUUGGAAAAACUUAACAACACUUGACAUGAGUCAUAAUCACAUAAUGUGCAUUGAUGAGUCCGUGAAAUUGAUACCAAAAGUUGAAUUCCUGGACCUCAGUCAUAACGAACUGUCUCUUUUAGAGAACUUGCAGCAUCUGUAUAACCUGAUUCACCUGGAUCUGUCUUACAAUAAACUUGCAGUAUUAGAAGGUGUUCACACAAAGCUUGGAAACAUCAAAACGCUGAAUUUGGCAGGAAACCUUCUAGAAAGUCUUUCUGGUCUUAGUAAACUUUAUUCUCUUGUAAACUUGGAUUUAAGCAACAAUAAACUAGCCCAGUUAGAAGAAAUUAAACACAUUGGAAGUUUACCCUGUUUGGAAAAACUGAAUCUGUCCAACAACCCCUUGAGCAUCAUUCCUGAUUACAGAACCAAGGUGCUUGCACAGUUUUGGGACAGAGCAUCAGAGGUAUGCUUAGACAGCACUGCUCCAACAGAGAAGGAGAUGGACACUGUGGAAGUGUUAAAAGCCAUUCAGAAAGCCAAAGCAGCAAAGGACAGGAUGAAUACAGAGAAAAAGAUCAGUGAGGACUCCAAGCUUUCUGCUGCCGGGUUCAAACCCAACUGCUCCUCUUUCACUGCUCCACCCUCCUCUCCCUCUCUGCCCCAUCCUGCCAGCUCCAGCCAAGAAGUAGUAUGUAAAAACACAGCCCUAGUUAGCAAUGAUAUAUCGACUCCUAUGGAUUCUGCAAUUACCCAGAGAUGCACCAACAUACAAAAUUCUGCUUGUGAGGAUACAAUACAGGUUAAACAUACACAUGGAUCCAGUUUGUUACCCAUAAAUGUGACUGAACAGCACUUCAGUUACAGUUGCCACUGUGCAAAGGACGAAGACAGUAUGUGGACCAAUUGGAAAAAGACCCAAGUGCUACCUCUCUUACACUGCUACUAACCUGGACUUUACUUCACAUUUAACUGGACUUAUUAGGAAUGCCAUGUGGGAAGAACAUUUCAAAGCAUCCAAGACCAGCAUGCAUGUGGAUACAGUCCAUGAAUCGUUGAGCCAGGCUUCAGGGGAUGGCUAUUUCGAAAUGGGACUUGAUGAGGGGGAGCGUGGUUCAGGUUGCACCGGUCUCCAGGUGCUACAGCUGAAAGUUGUGAAGAUGCAGGUGAAGAGCUUAUCCGAAUAUAGAAAGUCUUUUGGGUUUACUGCAUUCAGGUCAGCAAAGAUUUAAGCCAGUUUGAAUCUUGUGUUGUGUUGACUGACAAUCUGCUGGCUGUGCUCCGAAUUCCUCAUCAAGAACUGACUGGAAACAUGCAAAGUGUCACGGGUAACAUGGAAAACAUCUUGACCGUCCCAUUCAUAGAGAUAGAAGCAGUUAGCUUUGAUGUUCCAGAAACCUGUCUUUCCUUGAAGUUGAAGACAAGUGAUACUUACUGGUGCUUUCUUUCGAAUUCACAGAAUUUGAGAGCAAUCUACUCUUGUUUAAACAUGUUUAAUUCGGCUGUGAAAAGUUUGAGUUCAGCACAGGAUUUUAUCAAUCAGCUGUUGGAGUCCCAUCAGGUAACAGAUGGUGACACUGUUGUUAAAGGUGCCUUUGCCGCUCAUCUUCUUAACCUUGCAGAGAAUACCGCCUGUAACCAACAAAGCCACAGCUUCCCCACUAACUCUUCAAAUGAGGCCAAGAACUCUCCGUGUUCGGAUAUCCUCUCAUUCACGUGGCAGUCAGAGACAGACCAAGACCCUGUUCAUGUGCCCUGUCUGCUCUUAUUAACACCCAGUCAACUGUGUAUUAUAAAAGUGGACUUUGUUGCACUUGCGAUAAAAGCCAAGACACUUGAAGAGAAGAGAUGGGUGGAGUUCAUUCAGAUCCCUCUAGCCUCUGUGCUUCUUCUCCAUCCCAAACAAGGCUGCAGUAGCAGCACCCAGCCAGCAGGUGCCUUCCGGGAUGGCCAUGUCCUGGAACUCAUGACCCGGUCACUGCUGUCGUUGUCCUGCCCCAUGACAAGUUCUUGUUUCUGAAUCUGUUCAGUCAGCAUAGAGCCAGCCUGCAGGAUGUGAAGACCAUUGCUUUCUUCAAGGUGAAAAAAUGUCACGGUUCAAUAAAGAGCUGUCCCUUGAGCCCCACAAUGACCCAAAGAACUCUUAAGAGCAGGUGGGGAAUGAAGAGAUAAAGUACCUCUUAUGGUCCUCUGUGGUGUUUUAUAAAGCUCCUGAUGUGGAAAUCACUGCCUGCAUUAUGCUGUCUACAAAAGCGGUUUAUUUUGUUCUUCAUGAUUCUGCUGCUCAACUUGGUGAUCAGUCACUAGUUUGGGGUUGGAAGCCCUCUGAUCAUGAAAAAGGAGACUUUCACCAUUCAUACUGCUUCACAAUAAAGCUGAAUGACCUGCAAUCAGUAAAUGUUGGGCUUUUUGAUCAGUACUUCAGAGUAGCGGGACCUUCAGCAGAUCACAUCAUCUCCUGUCUGACCACAGCUACAGUACCCAUGCCUUUAUACAAGAGCUCAUGUGUGCCCUGUCCUUCCUAACAAAGACACCAUCUCCAGAGCCAGUUGACAAGAUUUCUAGACUGAAUUUGGAAACAAAAGCACAGGCAAAAUGGAAAACUAUGAGCUUGUUCAUUCUAGUCGAGUGAAGUUCAUAUACCCAAGUGAGGAAGAGAUCGCGGACCUGACCUAUAUUGUUGCAGAGAAAAUGGGAGACCUGGCUAAUCUGCACGCGUAUAACAUCCUCCUGUACGUACUAGCCUUUCAAGUGUGUCACUCCAAAAGCACAACAUCAGAGGACCAGCGUCUCCUUCAUCCAAAAACAUUCAUUCUCACCGGCUCGGACAUGUUCCUGUUUGAUGAGGAUUACGUCAGCUACCCACUGCCUGAUUUUGCUAAGGAACCCCCUCAGAGACAAAUACCGCUUGACCGAUUCCAGGAGAAUCCGUGACCUUGGUCGGGUGUUGAUGGGCUAUCAGACAUACCCGCAAGCACUUACCUUUCUGUUUGAUGAUGUUGAAAGUCCUGACUUAUUGUGCAACUUGACAAUGGACCAUUUUGCCAAUAAGUUUAACACUUCGGCAUGAAAACAAGAACUGGCAGUGUUGACAAGGAGAUCCAGUGGUGCAUUUUUGUGACUGGUUCAGACAGCUGAGAAAAGCUCAUCUUGUUGGCUCGCCAAUGGGAGCUACUCUGCAGCAGGAAGCUAUCAUUGGAUCUCACUGGCUAAAGCAUAAAAACACAUUUAAGUGUUUACUUAUUAAUGGGCAGACCACAAAGUGUUCACUGACUGUUUAAAAGAUACACUUUUGCUGUAUAUAGUUUCUUCACUGUGCAUCCUGGGAAAUUGUACAUAAACCAAUGGAGUCUUGAGCUAAUUAACUUAUUUUCAUUAACUGUAUCAUGAUUGUCUUACUGUUUACAGUAAGGAUUGUGUACUGUAUAUAAUAGUUAAAGCAUAUUGUGUCCAUGUGUACACUGUAUUCAUAUCGAAUGUGCUAUUUUAUUUAGAAAUCUGCAAAUGUAUUUAAUAGGUCUUGUUUAAUAGGUCUUUGAACCUUUUUAUUGUUAAAUCCAAAGUUCUUGUAUGCUGUGUUAUUUCUGUAUGUUUAAUCAUGAAGAGUAACAAAAAUAAAUCAU
This is a messenger RNA of Polyodon spathula (Mississippi paddlefish), 4648 nucleotides long. Its product is annotated as nischarin-like. Gene Ontology annotation, cellular component: cytoplasm. The coding region runs from base 193 to 1974 and encodes 593 amino acids. Gene Ontology annotation, molecular function: phosphatidylinositol binding; integrin binding; protein kinase binding. NCBI's taxonomy places the organism in Eukaryota, Metazoa, Chordata, Actinopteri, Acipenseriformes, Polyodontidae. The transcript is spliced from 20 exons. The record is from RefSeq and is a predicted model, not a curated record.